AUGAUUCUUACAAGUCUCAUUAUUUCACUUUCGUAUACUCAUAUGAUUGUUUAUUAUACCAUCAAACAAACAGUAAAUCAAUAUGGAACGAUAAGAGCAGUUUGCACGGACCAAAAUGGAAAUUAUGCUACGUUCAGUGCAUUCUGGCAUAUGAUAUUAUAUUCACUCGGGCCAACAAUUUUCAUGUUUUUAUUCGGAUAUUUAACGUUGCGCAAUCUUCGACAAGGUCGUCGAUUAGUUCCAGCGAUUAGAACUGAAAAUCAACGAAACAUUCGACGAACAGAUAAUCAAUUAUCGCGAAUGUUAGCAAGUCAAGUAUUUGUUAUUGUUAUUGCCACUUUACCAUUUUCAUUCUGUCGAAUUUAUGUUUCGCUAACGGAAAAUAUCCCGAAAGAUACUUUGAGACUCGCACAGGAAAAUCUGGCGAUCAAAACUUUAGGCGCAAUGACAUAUUUUACACAUUCAACAACGUUUUAUUUAUACACUUUGACGGGAACCCUUUUUCGACGAGAAUUAGCGAAAAUUUGCCAGUUCAAAUAA
Messenger RNA from Adineta ricciae, 540 nucleotides. The record is from the annotation of a GenBank genome assembly. NCBI's taxonomy places the organism in Eukaryota, Metazoa, Rotifera, Eurotatoria, Adinetida, Adinetidae.